AUAAAUCAUCACAAUUCUCAUGCAUAUAAUAGAACCUCUCAAUCUCCUCUCAUCUCAUCUCUAGUACUGUCAAAACAUUAACAUGGUCUCUCUUGAACCUGAACCUGUUCAAGUUAACCUCAGAUCUAGUGAUGCACCUUCAAGUCCUAGAAUAUCUUUCUCAGCAGAGUUUCUAGAUGAUAACAACUUCAUCACUAUAAGUCCAAAUCCUCUCUACAAAGAAAAAGACCAAGAACAUGAAAAAACAAAGAACACAGAUCAGUUUGAGUUUCUGUCAAACAACAGUAUGACCAACAACAACAAAGUUCUAUCAGCUGAUGAACUUUUCUUUGAAGGCAAAAUCCUUCCCUUUUGGCAGAUGCAACAUCUAGAGAAGCUCAACAAGAUCAACCUGAAAGCGAAAGACGUAGAAGUAGAGAUAGAAGGAGUAGUAGAAGAAGGAGAACAUGAAGAGGAAGUGAUUGAAGUUGUAGUGAACAACAAAGAAGACAAUAGUAGAGUAAAUUGGUUUGUAGAUGAUGAUCCAUCACCUAGGCCACCAAAGUGCACUGUUCUAUGGAAAGAGUUAUUAAGGUUGAAGAAACAAAGAGCUUCUUCUUUAUCGCCUUCGUCGUCUUCAUCGUCGUCUUCUUCAAACGCUAGCUCGCUCGGGGACGCGGCUGCUAAAGAAGGUUCGAGAAACAAAGAGAAUCAACAUGUGAAGAGGAUAAAGAAAGGGUUGGAGAGAACAAGAUCAGCUACUAUUAGAAUUAGACCAAUGGUUAAUGUUCCAAUUUGUACACAAAUGAAGAACACUGCUUUGCCUCCACUAUUUCCACUUAAGAAAGGCAAAUUAGAGAGAGUUUCUCAGCAUGUGAGUCCCACAUGAUGAUGGGUAUCUAUCAGCCACAAACAUUUCAUCAGAGAAUGCUAAAUCAAUUAUAACAAGUGGUAAGAUCUUUUUGAAAAACUGAUAUUUUAAAGCCAAACCAAACGGUACGUAAAUUUCGUUUACAGUACAG
Messenger RNA from Vicia villosa (hairy vetch), 1001 nucleotides. RefSeq lists its product as uncharacterized. The record is from RefSeq and is a predicted model, not a curated record. Bases 83 to 868 code for a protein of 261 amino acids. The transcript is spliced from 2 exons. Lineage: Eukaryota; Viridiplantae; Streptophyta; Magnoliopsida; Fabales; Fabaceae.